AUGGCACGCAGUGCUGCUCUGAACCCUGCCUCUAUGCCUUUCUUCCCUGGAGGCAUUCGAUCCAGUGAAGAAGGCGGCAGUGGUUUGGCACUGGGUCCUCAGAUUCAAACCCGGGACCAAGAUCGUAGCUCUAUGUCUUCUUUCUCGCCUUCAGAGUACCGUUCGGCUAGGUCGUCGCCCAGUCCGCCCAGGAGCGACCAGGGUGGCACCAACGAACCCAAUAUUAACCAUCGCCAGUCGCCCGUCUCGGUGGAUAUCGUGCGUCGAUCUCCCACAUUCCGUCAGGUCGAUGCCAGCAGGCCGUAUCCUGGUAUCGAGACGCGGGUGAGGGAACCGAGCAUGUUGGGGAGCUUAGAGUCGUUGCCAGAGGGCGAGGACACGCAAAUCACACCCGGACCUUUUCCUACGAACGGACACCAAGCGUCACCUUCGCCGUUCUCAUCCAUGCAACAGGAAGCCAGAGGUCAGUUCUCUACACCCCCCGUCGCCAUCAAUAGAAGCAGUUCAUCACACGGCGCGCCGGCUGGCGUUUUCCCAUCUUCUUCCCCGGUAUCAUCACUGGACUCAGGCAGCCAAUUCGCGGGUAGCGAUCACCUUGGUUUGGAGGCACAGCUACGGUCAUCGCCCGUCAUCCGGGGUAUCCUCGAAAGGCUUCAACGAUGCGAGUACGCCACCAGUGCCAUUCAACGGGACUUGAGUGAUGUCAAUCGCAAAGUUAGCUUGUUGGUUGAGCGUACUCUUGCGUCGUCCAGUGAACCAGAAUUCAAAGACCCGUUCGCUCCGACUAACGGAACAUUCACCCCUUCGCUUGGCAGACAUCGUCCAUCAAUUGGCAAUAUCGCACCCAAUCAGUCGCCCCCUGUGGAUGAUGUUACAUCCAUUUCCCAACGCCUCAACACGCUCACUUCGUCUGUCGGCCAGCUCCUGGCGCUACAAACCCAACAAUUACAGAAUGCAAACUCGAUUAAUGAACGUAUCUUGGGCUCCGCCAGCUACUCUCCAGCAGACCUUGCCCCUAAUCAAAUCCAUUCCCCGAACAUCUUGGGACAUGGACUGCCUAGUCGGCCUGAUAUGCGGCCUUCACCACGCGUGCCCAGCGCGCCCAUGCGUACAUGGUCGGCUGGGAAUCUUGACCUUCCCAUGCGGCCUUCCGAUCCCAACAUCAUCAGCAGACAGGAUGCCAUUCUUAGAGAUAAGCGGCGCUCAGUUUCAGGUCUUGUCCGCAGGGACUCAUCGGGGGUAAGAUUACAAAGGGAUACAGGACCGCAGAUUACGAAGUGGGACCAAUUGGCACUGGCGCCUGAGCUUUUACGUUCAUUGAGCAAGUUUGGCGUGGGACCCCCGAAUAAAAUCCAGCAACGAGCAUUGCCAUUCCUUUUGAAAGGUGCUGACAUCAUUGCACAAGCACCUCCCACCCAGGAGCGGAUCGCCGCCUAUGUGAUACCUGCCAUUCAGAUCGCUGUAGCCAACACUCGUCCCUCGAACCGCGGCCCUCUCGUCAUUAUGAUCUCGACCACCGUCGAUCAAGCCACACAGGCUCAACGCAUGAUAAGGGACCUGGGCGGGCCAAUUGGAGUACGGUCUGCUUUGGGUGUAGGAGCAACUUCGGCGAAUCAAAGUGACCUCACCCAGGAAUUGCGACUGCUGCAGCAAAACAUGCCGCACAUCAUCUGCGGAACGCCCCAGAAGUUGCAUGCCUUGUUUACGGUUCAAGGUGGACUUGUCGGCUCAGAUGUUCGCUUCUUGGUGUUAGAUGAAGUGGAUCAGCUUAUAGCGCGCAACUUGCAUGAAUUUGUGUUCAAUAUUGUGAAGCUCUUGCCACCUCCACGGACGCGCCCUUUGAGCACGGGUUCUGCAACACCAUCGAUUUCCCAACAGCCAUCGUUGUCCUCAUCGUUCGACUCUGCGAGCAGUGUCUCGCCUCCCAUCGGCUCCCCAUUCCAGCCCCAAGGCCGCAGAUUCUCUUUGGCACCUUCCCCUAAUCCAGAUAAUGGUCAAAGCACAACUCCUCAGCCUAUCGAGCGUCAGACCGCGUUGUUUUCGAACACCGUACCGCAAGAUGUCCUUAAUCUCGCGACGGCCAUCCAGCUUCGAGAGCCCGUCCGAGUCCUUGUUCGCCGCGACGGCAAUGUCAGCCAGUCCGAAGGAAGCCAAGGCUCUCGCGGACUUCGACAAUACUAUCUAUAUCUUGCGUUCACGGCAGGUGGUGGUAGGGCGGACCCUAGCAAUCCAGCUGGUGGCCUAGGUAUCAUCGGUUCUGGCAGAGGAGGGACAUCAAGCGCUGAAACGGCCCAGGCUCGUGAAUGGAAAUUGGAUGCGCUGGCGGACUUGUUUGACGACCUCGAUGUCUCUCAGGCAAUCGUACAUGUUGGUGGUAUGACUGCACUCGAUUCUGUUGUCUACAAGUUGGCAAGUCGUGGGCUGGAGGCAGUUCCUUUGCAUGGGGACAUGAAUGCAGGCACAAAAUUAGCGGCCUUGAAUAAAUUCCGAAACUCGUCGUCCAUCAUCAUGAGGCAGCCGACCACCAAGGUCCUGGUCGUUUACGACGUCCAAGUUAAAGCGCCUGAAGUUUCUCAUGUUCCUCUCAUUAUUAACUACGAUCUUCCAAAGGCAGUGGAGGAGUAUGCCCACCGCGUUGCCCCCGCUAUUGCAUCAAAUUACGCCCGAGCUGGCGUCGUCAUAAAUUUUGUUACCGCUACUGGCGGUGACGUGGAAAUGUUACGUUCUAUAGAGUGUUUUUACAAGAUCAAAUGCCCUGAAGUUCCUAUGAGUCUCCGAGACAUUCUUUAA
Pleurotus ostreatus (oyster mushroom) is the source of this 2790-nucleotide messenger RNA. RefSeq lists its product as uncharacterized. The record is from RefSeq and is a predicted model, not a curated record. The transcript has 8 exons. Gene Ontology annotation, molecular function: ATP binding; translation initiation factor activity. Bases 1 to 2790 code for a protein of 929 amino acids. Lineage: Eukaryota; Fungi; Basidiomycota; Agaricomycetes; Agaricales; Pleurotaceae. Gene Ontology annotation, biological process: cytoplasmic translational initiation. Gene Ontology annotation, cellular component: cytoplasmic stress granule.